Chenopodium quinoa (quinoa) is the source of this 1928-nucleotide messenger RNA. RefSeq lists its product as uncharacterized. Bases 775 to 1344 code for a protein of 189 amino acids. The record is from RefSeq and is a predicted model, not a curated record. Lineage: Eukaryota; Viridiplantae; Streptophyta; Magnoliopsida; Caryophyllales; Amaranthaceae. The transcript has 4 exons.
AAUAAAAAAAAAAAAAAACUUCGAAAAGUUCGAAUUUCUCUUACAUUCUUUCGAAACUACACGAAACGAAUCUCCCAACUUAGCCAUCUUCUUUAGGCAAACGGCGCAUCAAAGAAUUCACCAAUUUCGUCACAUUCAUUUACAUUUUACUUUUCUCUCUUUCUCUCUCCUACUCCAAAUUUAACAGUUGUCUGAGUGCUGUCAGUUGGCUUCCGUUAAUGACUGAUUUCGAAGACUCAGAGGAAACCACCAAUUGGGUUUUCUUACUAUUCAAAUCUAAACCUGGGUUUCUGAAAUUUUCCCCAAUUUAAGCUAUUUUCAAUUGGUGGGUCAUCAAUUUAGGGUUCAUUCAAUUGUAAUUUUUCUGGGGUUUUGUCAGUUAUUGAUUGUUUCUUCACAUGGGUUUUGGUUGGAAUUCAGUUUACAACAUGGGAUUUCAAUUUUGGAGGUAAUGAAGCUGAGUUGGUGUUUGAUGAUUUUGUUAUUUGCUGAAAUUUUUAUACUGUUAUUUCGUUAAAAGAAAGGGGGCAAUUAACUUAUUUUAUGUGAUUCCCCCCCUUUUUCUAUUUGAUUCAAUUCAUUGUUUUUGUUAGUCUUACCUAAAAACUUAUAAUUAGGUGGAGAAUUGUUCUUGAAAGUAGUAGUUGAGCAGUAAGUAGGAUUUAUACAAAGUUGGUUCUAUUGGAGAAAGAUUGAUUCUUGUAUAAUUCUUUAGAGGAUUGAAUUCUUGUUGGGUGAAGUUGAAUUUGAGCUGUUAAUUUAGCUGUGUGAAUUAUGUCUGGUGGGAGUGGUACCCCUGUUGGGGCUAAUUUCAUGAGGCAGAGGCAUAGUUGGGGUUAUAACUCCGGUGGGGAAGAUCUAGAAGAUGAUGCAUGUUCGAAACCAAUGCCUUCGACGCCUUCGAUUCCGAGAGCUAAGACAUGGAUUGAGAUCAUGGAGAAUGUUCUCUGGAUUGGUUCAGCAGUAUUUAUCAUAUAUUUUGGUGAUUGGCAUUCAAAUCUUGUAUAUCUCCUGUGGCACGAUGAUCGAAUUAGGAGGAUACCAUUAUACCUAGGAUUUGGAGGUGUUCUUUUGAGUGCUGCUUAUUUCGUUUAUACAAGCAUGUCAAUAUCAGGUGUUAGAAAAUCGAAUGAGAACUGGGAGAUACUUGGUGGUUCUGCCUUGCCAUUGGUUACCCUUCUGGGCCUAACUUCCUUUUGCCUAUUCACCUGGGCUUUGUGGCCGAUUUGGAGCUUCUUGACCCUACCUCUUGUGUUCACGCUCUUCAUGGCCUGUAUGGUUAUAUCACCUUAUUUGAUUAGCGGGACAGUAAAAUCACAACCCGAAGUGCUCCGUCUUGAUUGAUGGUCGAUCUGAGUAUUUCAAGGGAUAUGCACAUGGUGAAAUCGACUUUAAAAAACCAUUCUAAUCUCGGGGAAAAAGGAUAGUAGCAAAAUUGUGAUUCAUGUAAGUUUCUUUUUCUAUGAUGCAAUCCUUCCCAUGUUGGUGCUAACCACUACAUGGAAUCAGCUCUGAUCUUCACACAUGUUCGCGUUGUAUUCUUUUUACUUGCCCAACCAAUUGAAUGAAGUAAUUAGUUUAAAGUAGGCCUACAUUGUGUCUUUGCCAGAUCUCACAGUGAAGUAUGUUUUUUUGUGUAUGGUCUAGCACCAUCUGUAAAGAAUUAUUAAAUAUAGUGUGGUUUUUGAGUUUCUCCAUGUUUUGGGGAGGUUAUAAUUUGCAACAUAUUAAACUUGGGCCAAGCGUUGAUGCGCCAAUUACAGCAAUUUGCGCUAUGGAUCCAACUGCUGCAGCAUAUUUUAAUUCUCAAUUUUUGUCCAAAUGUACCUUGUCCAAGUUUACAUACACUGCAUUUCUUUCACAGAUUUCCUUGUGCUUUUACUUGAAACAUUGUUCUCUUUAUACCAGCAAUUCGGUUUUCUUUGUAA